Molecule: messenger RNA, 765 nt
Organism: Symbiodinium sp. CCMP2592
Lineage: Eukaryota; Dinophyceae; Suessiales; Symbiodiniaceae
Source: the annotation of a GenBank genome assembly
AUGGAGAGGAGCAUGCCAGAAGCGGUCAAGGAGGCGGUUCCAUCAGAUCAGUUUAACCCGGUGCACGGCAUCGAACUAAACUGCGAUGUUGAAGUCGGUGAGACGACGAAAGUACAAGCUGCCGAGGCCGUCCCGAAGAGAUGCGAUUUGUGCUGCCGCACUCGCCGACGGAAAGGAUUCUGCAUGCUAGCUGGGGCGUGCAGCUGCUUCAUGCUCGCUAUCAUGGUCUGUGCCGGCUUGUUUUGGCCCCGUGAUCCCAGCUGGGAGCUGACGAAGCUUGAGGUGACGACUCCAGAUGCCCUGAUGUACUUUGUCAUGGCCUUUGCGGCCGGGCCCAGCGCUUUCGAUGAAAACGCCACCUAUCCCGAUGUGAAGUUCUACGCUGAGGCAGAAGUGUUUAAUCCCAAUCUCCUUGGCGGUGAAGCAGACACAGGCGCAGUGAAGGUCCUGUACCACGGGCAAGAGCUGGGACUUGCUAUCAGCCACCCGUCAUCGGUGAAGCCCCAAUCCAAUGUCACAGUUGGGGCGGAUGUCACGAUCAAGCUGGAUGCGGCAAUGUUUCAGGCCUUGUCCACAGACGUCAUCUCGCACGAGCUCAAGCUGACAAUCCAGCUGGAGGGUGCAGCCGACGUGACCGGACCCUUAGGCAUCCGCAUCAAGUGCCGGCUUGAGUGUGAUGUCUUCUGCUCAGUGGGCGAGCUUUUCAAUCCCGAGUCGAGGCAUGCAGUUGUGGAAGGCCAGUCAUGCAGGUAUCGUUACCUCUGA